Lepus europaeus (European hare) is the source of this 1100-nucleotide messenger RNA. RefSeq names its product phosphatidylinositol glycan anchor biosynthesis class F (gene PIGF). Gene Ontology annotation, biological process: GPI anchor biosynthetic process. Lineage: Eukaryota; Metazoa; Chordata; Mammalia; Lagomorpha; Leporidae. The transcript has 7 exons. Bases 396 to 1094 code for a protein of 232 amino acids. Gene Ontology annotation, cellular component: endoplasmic reticulum membrane. The record is from RefSeq and is a predicted model, not a curated record.
GUGCGCGCGGUGCGCGGCUGCCAUGUUGGAGUCGGGCAGCUGCGACGGCGACUGAGUCCGGCCCGGUGAAAGGGAGGAGCCAGUCAGGAGAGUCACGGUGUCUGACCGCUUCCCCGAGGGCACAUGGUCCUUCUGCACAUUCUGCUGGCUUCGACAGCCCAAUGGACAUGUAGUGAGGUCCAGCUCUGCAUAGAUCCAUGCCUUUUGGACAUUUGCUUGUAUGACAUGUCCAAAUUGGAACUUGUAGCGCCAUGCAGUCUGGGAAACCUGCGCUUUGUCUUCUGUGACAAUACCACCGUCCACUCAAAUGGGAGUAAUCGUCUAUACCACUACAAGGCUCUCGGAUCUCCUAGCCCUUCUCCCUGUGAUGUGUUGAUUAUGCGUGUAUGUACUAAAUGCUCACGCUUCUCCAGAGAGUCACCCAAGGAAGCACCAUGAAAAAUACUGAUAUCAAGAGACUAUUUUAUGCCCAUCUUUUAUGCGUGUUUUCUAUUAUCCUGAGCACCUUUGUUCCAUCAUUCUUUUUGGAAAGUUUCUCAAUAUUGGAAACACACUUGACGUGGUUGUGCAUCUGCUCUGUUUCUGUAAUUGCUGUCAAUCUAGUGUUAUAUUUUGUAGUGAAACCAAAUGUAUCCUCCAAGAGAAGUUCAUCAUCACAUAAGGUAGCCAGGUUUUUGAAAUGCUGUAUCUACUUUCUUAUGUCUUGUUUCUCCUUUCAUGUAAUUUUUGUUCUAUAUGGAGCACCGCUAAUAGAGUUGGUGUUGGAAACAUUUUUGUUCGCAGUUAUUUUGUCUACCUUCACUACUGUCCCUUGUUUAUGUUUGUUGGGACCAAAUCUCAAAGCAUGGCUAAGAGUUUUCAGUAGAAAUGGAGUUUCAUCCAUUUGGGAGAAUAGUCUCCAGAUCACUACAAUUGCUAGCUUUAUAGGAGCAUGGCUUGGAGCAUUUCCUAUUCCCUUGGAUUGGGGAAGACCAUGGCAGGUGUGGCCCAUCUCCUGUACGCUCGGAGCGACCUUUGGCUACGUGGCUGGCCUUGUUCUGUCACCACUCUGGAUAUACCGGAAUAGAAAGCAACUUACAUACAAGAACAAUUAAUUGGAG